AUGUACGGGGAUUUUGGUGCCGGGAUUCCAUUUGAAGGGGACUGCCCGUUGCGAGAUCGUGAGGAUGUCAGCAGAAAUCUAAGUCAUGAGGUUUGCAAAAGCAUAAGCAAUGCAACGCUAACAAAUGAGCGGUGA
This is a messenger RNA of Protopolystoma xenopodis, 135 nucleotides long. The record is from the annotation of a GenBank genome assembly. NCBI's taxonomy places the organism in Eukaryota, Metazoa, Platyhelminthes, Monogenea, Polystomatidea, Polystomatidae.